Messenger RNA from Marmota monax (woodchuck), 2411 nucleotides. It is a transcript of the gene Cenpq, whose product is annotated as centromere protein Q. NCBI's taxonomy places the organism in Eukaryota, Metazoa, Chordata, Mammalia, Rodentia, Sciuridae. The transcript is spliced from 10 exons. The coding region runs from base 407 to 1210 and encodes 267 amino acids. The record is from RefSeq and is a predicted model, not a curated record.
UGAUGACGUCAGGAGCAGGCCUGGACGACCGCCUUCUACUGCAAGCAUUUCCGCUUUCUUCUCACGUUAUUCCGGGUCUCCGGCUUUUGAUUAUUUGGGCGCGAAGUAGUCUGAGCACAAGUUCCAGAGAGACUGAAGAAGAAUCAGUCAGUGGGCGCGAAGCUGCGCACCGUCCUCACUGUGGUCAUCCUCCUUGGCCACAUUCCUGAAGCUCUGCGCAGUCGGUGGUGAACGAAGUGCAGCUUUAGAGAGCAGUGUCCGUGUUUCUUCAGGGAUCGUGCACCCUCUUGUGCCCUCUGGGUUGAGCACCCUGAUUUGAGCUUCAGCAAGGUGAUGGAGAAACCGGACUACGUGGGAUACCUCCCUCUUUGGUGUACAGUCCGACUGCAAACUCUCCUUGAUCGAGAUGCCUGGUAAAGCAAAUGCUUCUAAGAAGUCUCAACAGUUGAAAAGAAGUUCAAAAAGAAAAAUCGAUAAUGAGGAACUGGAAUUGUCUGAGAAACAGGUUAGAAACACAGGAAAAAGAAAUAAAAAUCAUCCAAAGAAUUUGUCUUCUGAAGAACAAAUAAAACAUACUAAUCUAAAACAGAUAAAGAUAGCAUCCAACAAGAGAAAAACCUGGCAACUUCUUUCAAACAGUACCAGAGAGCAUUUGCAAACUAUGAUAGAAUCAGUAAUAAUAGCAAUUUUGAGUAACAAAAUUAAAGAAAAGGAACAAAUACAAUGUCAUCUCAACUACCUGAAGAUAAGAUUACUACAGUUGUGUGAAACCAUGAAAGUCCCUCCCAGAAAGCUGAAAUAUUUAACUAAUGUUUCAAAUCUACUGAAAAUGGAAAAGGCACAAGAAACAGCUAAUGAAGAAGGUCUGGCAUUAUUGCAGGAAGAAAUAGAUAAAAUGGUAGAGACCACAGAAUCAAUGACUGAAAAUAUUCAUAGACUAAAGAACAAAAUUCAAAUUGUGGCACAUGAAGUAGAAGAAGAGGAGGAGAAGGUAAAACAGAUGCUUCAAAUGGAUUGUAGUGGGGUACUCUCUCUUCCAGAACUUUCUCAGAACAGUCUUAAAGCACCCACACUUCACAAAGAAAUUUUGAUGCUAAUUCCAAACCAAAAUGCUCUUCUAAAGGACUUGGAUGUUCUUCACAAUUCAUCCCAUAUGAAGAACUUGUCAAUGUUCAUCGAAGAAGCCUAUAAGAAACUAGAUGCCUCUUAAAGAGUUUUUUUUUUAGAUUGUUUCAUAUUAAUUUAAUGUUUAUGACUUUGUAAAACUGUUAACUUAUGAUUGUAUUACAGAGGCCAAAGCCUAAAAUCACUUAAAAUUAGCAUCUAAUGUAGUCCUGAAAACUGUUUAGAGCAGCUGCUAAAUCUAGAAGAUCACUAUUUAUAUUGUUGUAUCUUGCAGUUAUUUGCCACAUAAAAUAAGAAUAGUCAUGACCUAAUGAUUUAUAAUGACUGUAUGAAGCUCAUUUAUUGGUUAGCAUAUAAUUGGCAUAUCGUGACUUCUUAUAUGUAAAGUGUUUAUGUAUAGUGCCUAAUGAAUAAUUAUGUAAGUAUUUGCUGUCACUCAUUCUUUAGCUGAUAGCUUGUAUUUUUUUUUUUUUUUUUUUUUUUGUCUAGUCACCUGGAACUUGAGAAAUUCCCAAAUGCCUUCACUUUUAUCUAACUCACAAACUUUUUGUGGAGUGAUUAAGAUUUGCCAGGUAUCUUUAACUUUAAAAGUAACAUCAAAUUUUAUUUCUUUGGUUGGUUAAGGAGUAGAUGUUGAAUAUUUAUUUUCUGCCUUCAUCAAAGCAUACUUUUAUUUUUAAAAAUUAUUAUUAAACAGGAACCUAAGCACAUUUAGACCUUAAAACAAAAAUCAACCAAAAAACUGUUUUGGGAAAGUUGAGUGUAUAAGAACUGACUGCCAAAGGUAAACUAUACUGAAACCUAAGAAGGCAGUAGACAAAUUCAGGAUUAUAUAAAAUGCAGUUUAUUAAAGACUGUGGAGAAUCCCUUCACCCUAAGGCAGGAGGAAGGUAUCUCACAGUCAACCAAAAUGCACCUUGGCUUUCUCAAAUACUGUUAACAUGUCAAAAGUCAGUUAAGAGACAGUUCAGGUGUUAGUGUCCCACACAAAUGCUUAGCUGACUAACAAUGAAUUUGCUUAUUGUACAGAGUUUGGAAUACAUGGUCACCAUGGUGACCUCCAGAGUCUCCUGGUGACCAGAUGAUGCUUACUACUAAGGUGGCUAUUGUCAUUUCAAACUGGACCCCCACAAAUCCCUUUCUUAUAAACUUGUCCUUAUUAUGUAGUAAGCUUAUUUGUGUCAAUAAGUGCUUACUAUAAAUAUAUGAAAAAACUUUCCUAAGCCAUACUGUAUACUGUCUCAGUUCUUUUAUCUGUUUGUAAAGUAAAUUAACUACCAUUUGUU